AAUUUCUUCUGCAGAUCACUGUGUCCUCUUCGGAGAGAGAGAGAGAAAGAGAGAGAGAGAUAAAGAGAGAGAGAGAGAGAGUUCAGUGGGACUGCGGCGCAUCGUUAAGAUUUCCUCCCUGGAAUGAUUUUUUUUUUUUUAAAGGCUGAACUACUUUAAUAAUGAGGAUCAUGUGAAAUAAACAGAGUCUCGGUGGUUUUACUUGUGGAUGAAUUUAGGAGAGUCCUCGAUUAAGUUUCGAAUGAGUUCUGUUCGGCGGUGAUCCACGAGCAGAGACGGUUUUGGGGAGGUGCGAACGAGCGCGUUUUCUUCCCGGCUCAGCAUGAACCUCAUCGGGGGCUACCAGCAUCACCACCACCACCAUCUGAUGCACGAACCUUUCCCGUUCGUCCAGCGGUGCCACCAGGACGCGCCGUACUUCCAGAGCUGGGUGGUGAACCACGGCGAGGUGCCCGCCGACUUCCAGAUCCAGGCGCCCUACACGCCGUCCGCGGAGCUGGGCGCGCACGGAGCGACGCACGAUGGCCGGCUCGAGGGUCUGCAGCCGGGCAUGGGGAAGAGAAGGGCGUCCGGGCCGAAGAAGGAGCGCCGCAGGACGGAGAGCAUCAACACGGCUUUCGCUGAGCUCCGGGAGUGUAUUCCCAACGUCCCCGCAGACACCAAACUGUCCAAAAUCAAAACUCUGCGCCUGGCGACCAGUUACAUCGCGUAUCUGAUGGACGUGCUGGCCAAAGACUCCGGCGAGACGGAGGGCUUCAAGGCCGAGAUUAAGAAAUUUGAAACACGGGAUUUGAAAAGGAAACGGGAGCUGACCGACGGCCCGCAGGAGUCGUUUGGAUGCGAGAAGAAGGUGAAGGGCCGGACCGGAUGGCCGCAGCAGGUCUGGGCCUUGGAGCUCAACCAGUGACCUCCUCCUCCUCCCCCAGAAAAGACUCCGAAUCCGAAUCUGACAACUUCACUCACAGAGACGUUGACCGGGGCUCGGGCCUCGACUCACCGCUGGGCAUGCGCAGUGACGCGCCGAAAGGGAAGAGACUCGGGGAGGGCAGCGCGGACGGGGAGCCGGAGGAGCGCUACUUGUCGCGUUUUUUCCUCCACACGAUACAGAUAUUUGUGGUGUUUCUGCGUUUUAGCUUCUUGUUCCUUAGGUCUUCACUGACUCUCGCGGUACUUUAGACCAGAUGUAGCCAGAAACCUCUGCAUCAGCCUGUAUAGCUGCCCCCUUAGUGUUCUUUAAUUCCCCCUUUUAGUGAUUAAAGAUCAGAGCAGAAAGUGCGCCAAACUUUCUAUUUUUUAUAUCCAUUAAUAACUGUAAUAUUAAUGAGGUAAGAGUUUUGGACCCCCCCCCCUUUUUUUUUUUUUUUUUUUUACCAAUUAACGAACGCAUAUCUUCCCACUGCUGGAAAAAGAAUCCCAAAUCCUUCAAGAUUCAUAAAAUGUCCCUUUCACCGUCGCUUUUCUUUGCUCGCAUCUGCAGCUUCUGGCCUCAAAGCAGCCAGAAAGUUCUCAACAAUCACAUUUUGCUCGGACUGAAACGUGACCUCUUAUUGAUCAGGAUUAUUUAAUUAUUAUUUUCUUUAUUCAGCCUGGAACUAAAGUUGGUCAAUUCCGAGUUCCGCGUUGACCUGGCGGAAAUAAAAUAACCUGUCGUGGCUUUUAAUGUAAAACUCUCCGCCUCUGUAAACUCUUGUUGUUGUUGUUGUUGUUGUGGAAUUGACUGAAUCUACCUCAGUACUGUAAAUGUCACUGUCUAACCGGAGGACGGGAGGAUAAAAAAGCAACUGAGAGAGACACUUAUACCAAUAACGCAGCUUUUCACUCCCGACUUGUAAAAACGCUCAAAGUAGAAAGGAAAAAAAAAAAAAAAUCGCAUAAAAAAAAUUGUUUAUUAUUGUGCGCAGUGUUCAUGGGAAUGUGUGUUAGAUGUGAAGGUAUAUUUGGUUCCAUAAAUAAAUCGAUUAUUUUAUGACACGUUACCUUUGAAAUUCCUCGUGUUUCUGUUCACAAUCUCCUUUAAGCGUCAUAUUUUACUGUAAAAAGUAAAUAAAAAUCAGAUUAUCUAUGUGCA
Fundulus heteroclitus (mummichog) is the source of this 2068-nucleotide messenger RNA. Its product is annotated as heart- and neural crest derivatives-expressed protein 1. Gene Ontology annotation, biological process: regulation of transcription by RNA polymerase II; heart development. Lineage: Eukaryota; Metazoa; Chordata; Actinopteri; Cyprinodontiformes; Fundulidae. The record is from RefSeq and is a predicted model, not a curated record. Bases 323 to 907 code for a protein of 194 amino acids. The transcript has 2 exons. Gene Ontology annotation, molecular function: protein dimerization activity; RNA polymerase II transcription regulatory region sequence-specific DNA binding; DNA-binding transcription factor activity, RNA polymerase II-specific.